Molecule: messenger RNA, 1429 nt
Organism: Melanaphis sacchari
Lineage: Eukaryota; Metazoa; Arthropoda; Insecta; Hemiptera; Aphididae
Exons: 2
Coding region: 24-1400 (458 amino acids)
Source: RefSeq, a predicted model, not a curated record
UGCCGUUUCUUACGAAAUCAAGAAUGGAUCGAGAUAUAGAAUACCUAGAAUCUUGUUUGACGUUUAAACUAAACGAUCCUACUUUGUGUGUAUAUUCUCGUAGCAUAGCUUAUUUCAUGUUGUUUUGUAAAAAAAUGACAUUGGAAGAUUGCAUAAAUACGAUCAACGGUAUUGGCGAUGAUGGCUUUAAGAAACUAGUGAGAAAAUUGACGAACACCGAGAGCGAUAUUUUAUCCAUCGAACCGCGAGCUUUGGGCACUAAUCUGGUGUCGUCUCGCACGGCCGGCAACAUGCAAGAAUCGUUAAACGUAAAACAAUUUGCAAUUGAAAAUAAUACAGAAACCAACAAUAUCGAUGAACAUAAAUUUAAACCGAUAACACCGACUAUAAAAUCAAAUAUACUACACUCCGAUCCAGAGUACAUUUGGUUAAGAUGGUACAAUCAUCGAGACGACGACGAGGCCGUAGUGGGACUACAAGAAUCAAAUCGCGAGUCCGAUAGUGUUCGAAAUUUUUACAUUGUAGAAUAUCGUAUAUUGAACAAUAUAGUUAUAAAAUUUCCGGAAAACGCCAAAGCUUAUAAAAUUGCCAUGAUAGACAAAAAUUAUGAAAUAAAACCCGAUGAUAUGUACAAAUAUCAUGUAGGCAAUAUUCGCGAAGACGUGGUGUUUGGUGCUUUGAAUAAUUUUAACACUUACACUUACGAGCGUAAUGAAGAUGGUAAAUUUUAUAGUAUGGAAACCCUAGUCGAUCUUGAAAAUUUACAAUUCGAAAAGAACAAAGAUGUUAAGUUUUUACUAAUAGUAUACAAUCCGAUAUUUGUUUUUAAAAUAACAAAUAAUAUUUACGAAUCUUACGUGCAUAAAACGGCAGUCGGUCGUUUCAACAUGCAAAAAACAAGCACAUUUAGUGAUUAUCUGAAAACUACGGUUUUAUUGCGGUACUACGAUGCAUUCCCCGAUCAAUACAGUCUCAUUUUCUUGUCAGAAUUAAAAUAUUUCAAUUACAGCCCGUUGCUAUUCAUUUCAAAUUUUAUAAAAUUCAAAUAUUGCAAUUUUUACAAACAGUAUGCAUUCGAUCCGGAUACAUUUGAGAAACUUAGAAUUUGCUUCGAAUUGAUAGUAGAGUCUGUUUUAUUUCUCACUACCAAAAACCUAACAAACAUAUCGCCGCACGUCCAAAACCCACUUAUAGCAUUCACUGGAGAACGUCCGAAAACAUCGUUGAACAGAUUGAAAAAAGUAAAUGCCAUAUAUAAUAAUCAGGGAAUACGAUCGAGUCAAUGCGUAAAUCUACCGAUGGAUCUCGGAGCAAGAAGCACGAAUAUAGAAAUAAGCGGAUCUAUAUUGAAGACGAACAAUGAAUGUUAUCCAUUUUAUGAUAUGAAUAGUUUAAAAUAAAAUAAUAAAAAUGUUAAAAUAAAAUAGUU